Oreochromis niloticus (Nile tilapia) is the source of this 1305-nucleotide messenger RNA. RefSeq names its product probable serine/threonine-protein kinase clkA. Bases 1 to 1167 code for a protein of 388 amino acids. The record is from RefSeq and is a predicted model, not a curated record. The transcript has 3 exons. Lineage: Eukaryota; Metazoa; Chordata; Actinopteri; Cichliformes; Cichlidae.
AUGGAAGUGACUGGAUUCCGCGCCACCUCUUCAUUUCUUGGCAUCUACAGUGGCUUCAACUACAACUGUGAGCACUACAACACCAAUGAUCACUACCCCUACAAACGCAACCACAGAAAAUCUUACAAGCACCACACCUGUAACAAAUACAACUACUGUGUCUACAACAGCUUCAACUACACCUGUGAACACUACAACACCAAUGAUUACUACCCCUACAAACGCAACCACAGAAAAUCUUACAAGCACCACACCUGUAACAAAUACAACUACUGUGUCUACAACAGCUUCAACUACACCUGUGAACACUACAACACCAAUGAUUACUACCCCUACAAACGCAACCACAGCAAAUCUUACAAACACCACACCUGUAACAAAUACAACUACAGUGUCUACAACAGCUUCAACUACACCUAUGAACACUACAACACCAAUGAUCACUACCCCUACAAACGCAACCACAGCAAAUCUUACAAACACCACACCUGUAACAAAUACAACUACAGUGUCUACAACAGCUUCAACUACACCUAUGAACACUACAACACCAAUGAUCACUACCCCUACAAACGCAACCACAGCAAAUCUUACAAGCACCACACCUGUAAUAAAUACAACUACUGCAUCUACAACAGCUUCAACUACACCUGUGAAUGCUACAACACCAAUGAUCACUACCCCUACAAAUGCAAGCACAGCAAAUCUUACAAGCACCACACCUGUAACAAAUACAACUACUGCGUCUACAACAGCUUCAACUACACCUGUGAACGCUACAACACCAAUGAUCACUACUCCUACAAACGGAACCACAGCACAUCUUACAAGCACCACACCUGUAACAAAUACAACUACUGCGUCUACAACAGUUUCAACUACACCUGUGAACGCUACAACACCAAUGAUCACUACUCCUACAAACGCAACCACAGCACAUCUUACAAGCACCACACCUGUAAGAAAUACAACGACUGCAUCUACAACAGCUUCAACAACAACGCCCGGUUCAACUGCGGCAACAACAGCAACUGGUUCAACAACAACAGCAGCAGCAACAACAACAUCAUCAUCAACAACAACAACAACAGCAGCAACAACAACAACAACAACAGCAGUGGCAGUAGUUCGCGCACCAAUUGUUGUUGUUGCAGCAGUUUUGGUUAAACAAUUUGUACCUCAACUAGAAGAUAAAAGUAGUACACAAUUUAAGGCACUUGCGGCAGAAGUGGUGGUAGUGUAUGAAGUCAUCUAUAGAGCUAGAUAUGGUUUACUUUUCAGCCGUGUAAUUGUCAUAGCAUUCAG